AUGACGACUCAAAACUUCAAGAACGAAAAGGACAUUCCUGUCUCUCACCAGGAUUUCCCUGGUACCGAGAGGGAGAUGCCUAACCCCAAGGCCACCCGAGACGAGCUCCCUGAGGCCGGUGGUAACUCGCGAACAUACCAAGGCUCCGGAAAGCUCAAGGGCAAGAAGGCUUUGAUCACCGGAGGUGACAGCGGUAUCGGUGCUGCUUCAGCUCUUCUCUUUGGUCGAGAGGGUGUUUCAGAUAUCACCAUUGCUUACCUGCCUGAGGAGGAGAAGGAUGCUCAAGAUACCAAGAAGCAAGUUGAGGGUGAGGGCGCCAAGGUCCACCUUAUCGCUCUCGACCUCUCCAAGCAGGAGAACUGCAAGAAGCUAGUCGACUUUGCUAUCGAGAAGAUGAACGGAAUCGAUAUUCUCUUCAACAACGCUGCUUAUCAAAUGGUCGUCAAGGACAUCAAGGACCUUCCCGAGGAGCAAUGGCUUCACACUUUUAACAUCAACAUGCACUCCUUCUUCUACAUCUCCAAGUACUCUCUACCACACAUGAAGACCGGCGCCACCAUUAUCAACAAUGCCUCCAUCAACGCCUACAUCGGCCGUCCCGAUCUCCUCGACUACACCUCUACUAAGGGUGCUAUCAUCUCCUUCACCCGAGGUCUUAGCAACCAAUAUGUCAGCAAGGGCAUCCGUGUCAACGCUGUUGCUCCCGGACCUGUCUGGACCCCUCUCAUUCCCGCCACAAUGGACGACGAGGCGCAAAAGAACUUCACAGCCCCUAUGGGACGACCUGCUCAGCCCUCAGAGAUUGCUACCUGUGUAGUCUUCCUCGCAUCAAGCGACAGUUCUUGUGUUAGUGGACAGACCAUCCACUGCAAUGGCGGUACCAUUGUCAACGGUUAA
Fusarium coffeatum is the source of this 897-nucleotide messenger RNA. RefSeq lists its product as uncharacterized. The transcript is spliced from 4 exons. Gene Ontology annotation, molecular function: oxidoreductase activity. Bases 1 to 897 code for a protein of 298 amino acids. Lineage: Eukaryota; Fungi; Ascomycota; Sordariomycetes; Hypocreales; Nectriaceae. The record is from RefSeq and is a predicted model, not a curated record.